AUGUCAAGUUGCAGUCUCAAAUGUAGUGUGUUGCCUUGUGUACACAUACAGAAUUCAAAUAGUGAAACAAAUAUCGAAGACUCCAAGGAAAAUAAUUCUCCACAAAGCUAUAAAAAUGAUGUAGAUACCAAUGAAUUGAAUAAUAAUAGUAACGACAAUAAUAAUAUGUGUGAUAAAUCGUCAGACGAUUUAAAUUUAAACAUUGAUCCGUGUUAUACUAAUUCUAUUAAUAUAAACUCUAACAUGGAUAAUAUAAAUGUGAAUGAAGAUUCCAAUGGAAAUGUGAAUACAGAUAUAAAUACAAGUAUGAAUCAUAAUGUAAAUUCAAGUACAGAUUCCCAUAGGAAUGAUGAUUAUAAAUUUAAUAUGAAAAUAAAUUUAAGCGCAUAUAGAAAUAUUUAUGAAAAGGGGAAGGGUAAUGCGCAUCCGAAAGUAUCUAAUUCAUCUGCUCAAAAGGGUAGUAAAGGCAUUUUAUUAAAUACAUAUAAUUAUUAUUUUUAUAACAAUUUUGGUGAUAUAAAUAAAAGAAAUAAAAAAAGAGAAGACGAUGUAAAUAUUUAUUUUUAUAAAAAGGUAUCUCGUAAUGUACCUAACUGUUAUGAAAAUGAGAGUAGUCAGAAUAGUAGCGAUUAUGGUCGUGUUGAAAAAUCAAAUUUAUAUAAUUCGAAAAAUUGUAAUCACAAUAAUCAAUUUUUCGGAAUAACUUCUUAUGAUAAAGUUUUUUUAAAAGAGUUAAAAAUAACUAAUAUAGAUAAUAAGUAUAAAAAAAAGAGUGUCAAAAAAUACAAUAUUCCCUUUGAGCCAAAUUUUUAUAGUAAUAGAUUUUUCUUUUCUGAUAAGAAUAUAAAUAAAGGUCAUAUUGGAAAUAAUAAAACCAUAAAAGUUAACAAUUAUUUAUCCGUCAAUAAUAAUAUUGAGAGUUACAAUUACAGUGAACGUUAUUCAUAUGUUUUACAGUUUGAAGGGCCGCCUCCCCAUUUUUUAAUAGUAAAACGAAAUAAUAUAACAAAGCAGUCAACAGUGGUUAAGAGAGUAUCAAUAAAUAAAAACAUAUCUUUUAAUCUUGCCAAAUUUAUUGCAGAAAAGUAUAUACAUAUAUUAAAUAAAAAUAUAAAAGUGGCUGAGAAAAGGCUGAAAAGGUUAGAAAACAAUAAAAAUGUUAAUAAUAAUAGCAAUAGCAACUAUAAUGCUAUUGAAAGUGAUAAAGUGAACAAUGUUAGUAACAAUGAAUGUACUUUUGAUAACAAUAAUAAUAAUAAUCCCCCAGAUUGUAAUAAUCAUAAUGGUUUGAUUAGUCAAAAAAAUGAUGACUAUAAUAAUAGUACUCAUUCUGAAAGUAAUAGACUUAGUUAUAAUAGUACGAGUUCUAAAAAUUAUGAUGAAAGUAAUCAUAAUGAUGUGAGUAAUACUAUGAAUAUUAGCUUUGGAAACAGUGAGAAUUACAAUGAAUAUUCAAAACAUCCUAUAAAUAUUUCCCCUGAUAAUAUAAAUUACUUAAAUUAUGAAGAUAGGAAUAUGGAAAAUACCUACGAUGAGCAAAUGUUUACAAAUGAAUGUUUAAAUAUCGAUUUGGAUAAUACCGUUUUUAAUUCAGAUGCAGAGGGAUAUAUAAAAUUUUUGAAUAAUGUAAAAAUAUAUGUUUUACAAAGAAUAGAAGAAGAAAAUAAUAUUCCUUUAGAAGCAAAAGAACUCAUUGGAAAUAAACUGGUUAUUUUGGUAAAAAUGAAACAAGGAUUUUGUGUAAAAUCAAAAACAUUUAUUUUUGAAAAUGUGAAAGGGAUAGAAAAUGAAUAUAAAAAUAAAAAUGAUAGCUCUAAUCGUUUAGAGAUCAAAGUAGAAAAAUUUAGUGAUCGUGAUUCUGUAAAUAGUAGUAAAAAUGUUAAAGGCGCGGAUAUUUCAAACGUGUGUAAUAAUGAUGAGCCAAACAGCGAAAAUGAUAAAGAAGAAAACAAUAAAGAUGUGGAUUCAAGUGGUAAUAAUAAUAAUAAUAAUGAUUUAUGUAAUAUUGCUAUAAAAGAAGAAGUUACUGAGAAAGAAGAUGGAAAUAAUUGUAAAAAUGAUAAAGGGGUAAUUAUAAAAUCUGAACCAGAAAAUAAGAAUAUAAAUUCGGAUACUAUUUUGGAUAAUGAUGGAAAUAAUGAAACACAAGAAAUUGAAUUAUCCGAAAAUUAUAAAAAACAAGUAUAUAAUUUUAUACAUGAUAAUAUAUAUAUAAAUUCGUAUAUUUAUGACAGCUUUGAAAAUACUUAUAUGAAUAAGAAAUUUUUUAAAAAUGAUGUUAUUAUAGUUAACAUGGAAUGCCCUAAUGAUGAGAUAAUAGAUGAUGCUCCAGAUUAUAUAUAUGAAUUAAAUAAAUUUGUAUUUAUAAAAUUUGUAAAAUAUGAGAAUUAUAUAAAAAAAAAUCACAAAAUAGCAGAAGGAUAUAUAGAAUAUCUCCUUCAAAGUAAUGUAAAAUGUAUAAAUAAUUAUAUGAUAGGUAUAAGAUGGGUCCCUGAUUUGUUUUCUUAUGAAUAUUACGUGUGCAAAAUUACUGAAAGGGAUAUAAAAUCUAAAGAUAGUUUAACGAAUGUAAAAUAUAAAUAUUCUUUAACAUCAGAAAAGGAUUCCAAUGAAGAACCAGUAAAAUAUUUAGUAGAUUAUGAGAAUAAACCAAUUGAUAGUGUUUUAUGGGUUUUACAUGAAUAUUAUCAAGCAAGUUUAUUUACAGAGAAAUGUCUUUAUAAUUUGUUUAAACUAGUAUUAUUACGUAUUAGUAUGUAUAUUUACGUUUUUAAUGCAAAGGUUAUUACAUUAGAUUUGGAUAAAGCUAUGUAUAGAAUGAAAAAGUUUUCAGAGCCGAUAAGUUUACUUGAUAAUAAUGGAAUGGGAGAUGAUAAAAUGAAUCAAAAGCGUGACCACAAUGAUAUUCUUCUUGAUAAUGCUAUUGACAAUAAUUAUAAUAGUGAGGAAAUAAAUAAAAGCGAUAAUUAUUUUAAUGGAAUUAUAAAUUCACAAAAUGAAAAUAACAGUUUUAGUAGUGCCAAUGAUGGAGAAACCAAUGGUAUUGAUAAUAAUGAUAAUGAAAAAAAUAAAGGUGAAAGCACAUCAGAUAAUGACACUAAUAAUGCUAUGAAUAAUGAAGGUAAUAAUAAUGGGGAAUGGAUGAAUGAAAAUAAUAAUAAUAUCAAUUACAAUGAAAUGCUUAUUAAGCAAGCAGAAUAUGAGCAAGACAAAUAUUUUCAAAAUAAGUUACGAAAUAAAAAAAAAGUAAGUUAUAAUUUAGAUAAUAUAUCUUUAUCAUUGAGAAAUAAGGAUAAAAAUAAUAGUAAUAAGUUUGGUAUAUUAAAGGAAAAUGGGACAAAUAAUAAUAUUUUUACAAAAUACUAUGGGUCAUCUGGUGAUAACAAGAUAGUGACUAUAAAUAAUAAUGAUAUCAUUAAUAAAGAAAAUGGAAAUUCAAACAAAAAAGGAUAUAAUUCUAAUACAAGUGAUGUUAGUGAUGGAUCUCAUUUAACAACCAAACAUAAAUAUCACUUACGUAGUAAUAAUGCUCAAUCUACUGAUAAUUAUUCAUCUGAAGAAAAUGCAUCACGAAAUAAUUUAGGAGGUCGAAAUAAGGUCGUUAGAAAUAGAACACUAUAUAAAAUGAUGAAUAAAAAUGGACUUGUUGAACCAUAUUGGUGGUUUUUUUAUAACUUAUAUGAAAAUGCAACAAUAAAAGAUGGUAACAUGAAUGGAGAAUGUAGUAAUACUCGAAGUGGGAAAAACUUUAAUUUGACAAAAAAUGGAUCUGCAUUUCGACCUGGUGAAAAGAAGAUGAAUGUAUUUAAUAAAGAAUCUUCAUUGAAAAAAAAAGAAAAGAAAAAAUUAAUUUAUGAUAAAUUAUUAGAAAAGAAGUAUAACAAUAAUUUGUUAAAUCAUUUAUUUGAAAAGAAGAAAAAAAUAAAAGUAAGAUAUAUUUCGAUGGUUCAUGAUGUUAUAUAUAAAAAAUUCAUUUUAUUAAAUAAUACAAUAUUUCCUCGAAAUGUGCAUGAAUCUGAAAUAUUAUAUACACUAUUUCCCCAUGAGCCUCAGACUUUUAUGUUUUUAUAUACGAAUGACGACUAUCAAUAUCAGAAUGAGGUGUUUUUAAAAAAUAUAAGUUAUGAUGAAUAUUUAAUGGCAAGUAAUAAUAAUCACUUGACCGGAAAUAUUCCAAGAGGAUUAUUAGGAGAUAUUAGUAACAAUAUUGAUAGUAAAUAUUAUGGAGAUGGUUUAUUACCAAUAGAUGGUAAAUAUAUAUUGGAUCAAAUAAAUCCUAAUUCAAGUCGAGUGAUUGGGAAAGAUUUUGGUGUUGAUCAUUUAAUAUUAGGUAGUGGUGGUGAUGCAAAUGUUGAUAUGAUAAAUUAUGGUGGUGAUUCAUCAAGUUUAUUAUUUUCUACAUAUAAUAAUUUAAAAUUUAAUAACAUUCCUAAUUAUGAAAAAAUAAAAAAAGGAGCAAAAGUGAUUGAAGGAAUUGGUGAUUAUAAAAGUCGUUUUAUGGAUAGUUAUAAUAUUUUAUUAAGUAAUGGAAAUGAUUGUUUAAAUAAUAUUAGUAUUGGAUAUAAUGAUAUUGAUAAUAAUAAUUUUGGAUAUGUAAGUAAUACUGGUUAUGACAUAGUUGGUGAUGGUAGUAAUGAAUUGAUUGACAAUAUAUUUUUACAAAAUCCAUCAUCUGGAUAUCAUAAUGAUUUUGAAAAAAGGAAUGCGAAAAAGAAUAAUAAUGAUAAUUAUUAUUAUUACAAUUAUUUUGUAAAUGGUGAAAGAGGUAGUAAAACUCGAAAUAACAAUUCGAAACGAAGUGUAUCGAAUGCUAACUUUGGUAGAGAUGUUGUAGGUAGUCGAUAUUAUGAUAAUUAUGGUGAUGAUGAGAAUAAGAAAAAUAAAAGUGAUUAUGAUAUGCCAUUAGUUAAGAAAAGAAAAGGUAGUAGCAAAAGAACAAAGAGUAACAAUUUAACUAAUGUACAAAAUUACGAUCCUUUAUACCAUAGUAAUAAAGUUGAAUCGAAUGUUAGUGGAAAUAACAAUAACGACACAUCAUUAAUACCUAUGGGUCCAUUACCAACUGGUGUUUAUUUUGAUUCUGCAAGAAAGUUAUGGCGAUGCCAAUGGAAAGAAAAUGGUAAAUUUAAGACAAAAGGAUUUAGUUUGAUACAUUAUAAUACAUUAGAAGAAGCACGAAAACAGUGUAUUCUUUAUAGAUGUGAUGUAGGAAAUAUUCCCGUAAAAAGUGAAUGGUUAAAUCCAGUAUAUGUUAGUUCAUCUUAUUUUUAUAAUAAAAAAUGUGCAUCUACUAGCAAUGCUAAUGUAAACUUUGGAGCAUCUCAUAAAGAAUUAAAAACAAGUUCAUUAAAUUUGAGUGCCUUAAAAGAUAAAACAGAUCGAAUAUCCGGAUUGAGAAGAGUUGAUGAAGGUAGUGGAAAAAUAUUUGCAUAUGGUUCUAGUAAAGAUUCGAGUGAUAAUUAUUAUGAAGGAAAUAACAACAAUACGAGUAAUAAUGUAAAUGGACGUAGUAGAUAUAGCACUAGAAAUAAUACAUCACCUAGUGAAUCUCGUGUAGUAAAUAAUGAGAAUCUAGAUGAGAUUGAUAUAUCCAUUUUAAAAGAAUUUGUUCAAAGAAAUAAAAAGAAUAACGUAUAUGAAAAAGGUGAAAAAGAAUUAAAUGAAUAUAAUACUAAACAUAAUUAUUAUUAUGAUUAUGAUAAGAUAAAAAAUGGAAUUUCAAAUGAGAUGGAUGAUCAAAAUGAUGAUAAUAAUGUGGAUAAACUAAAUGAUAUGAAUAAUACGUUUAAAAAUAAUUACCAGGAUAAAAUAACUAAUGAUGGAUCGAAUAAUUCAUUUUAUUUGAAUGGAAAGAAUGAAAAUAAUGAGAGUGGAAAGAAUGAAAAUGCUGGAGAAAAACUAAAAACUGGACUUCAGGCAUUACUAAGUAUGUUACGUUUUAAGGAUAAUAAAGAGAGUGGAAAUGGAUCGAAUAAUACGGGAAACUUAUCAAAUGGUAUAGAGAAAAAUGUGUCUGAUAUAGUUGAGAAUAAUAAAAAUAAUGAAAAACAUAACAGAGAAAUAAUUGAUGGAGCAUAUGGUAGUGACAAUGUUGAGGGUGAACAAAAUGGAGGUCACGGAGGAGCAGGAAUACAUUCAUUAGAUGCAAAUGAGGAAAAAUCAUAUCCUGAUGAUGGUGAAGAAUAUUUAGACAAUAACAAUAAUAAUAGUAGUACUAGUAGUAAUAAUAGUAACAACCCAUAUGAUAAUAUAAAAAAAAAUAAUGACUUGGGAAAACUUAACAAUCUUGGUGAGAUAGGUAAAUAUUCAAUGGAUUUUUUAAAAUUUAUUAAUAUUAAAAAUAAUUAUAACUUACAAUCUAAUAUGAAAAAAGGAUAUAAUGGUAUGUUGCCUGACUUUUUAUCUGGUAAUAAUGGAAAUGAAGUGGCUUUAAAUAUAAUAAACAGGAGUAGAAAAAAUAGUACUAGUAGUAAUGGGAAUAAUAUUAGAGAAGAAACUAAUGGAAAAAUGAAUAAUAAAAAUAAUAAGGAAGAAUUUGGAUAUAAUAAUGAUGGUUCUGGAGUAUUUUUUAAUGAUAUUCAGAAUUUUUUAAAUUUUGCAAAGAGAGGUAAUAAUAAUUCUCCUUCUGGUAAUAACAAUGAAUUUAUGAGCAAGUUAGAAAAUAUUGGGAAUAGGAAUAUGUUAAUAAAUUAUCCUAAAGGAAAGAGUAGUAAGACAAAAAAAAACACUCAGCAUGGUCAUCACAAAGAUAUAUAUGAAAAAAUGAAGUACAACAAUAAUCGUAUUGGUUUAAGUAACAAUGGUAAUAUAUAUGGGACUAAUGAAAGUAUUCAUCAUUCUGGAAAUAACAAUAAUAAUCAAAAAUAUAUGUACCUAGUUGAUAAGAAUGAUAAUUAUGAUAAAUCUGGUGUUAAUACAAGUAAGAACAACAAUUUGGAUCCAUAUAAAAAUGAUACUGAAAAUUUCUUUUUAAGACAAUUAAAAUUGUUUACAAGGGAUGGAAAAGGAAUGAACAAUAAUAACGAGAAAAAUAUAAAUUCAGAAAAAUUGAAAAAUAAGUUAUUAGGAGAAAAUAGUAAACAAACAUUGGAUUAUCCAAAUGUUGAAAAAGAAACAAAUGAUUAUAAUACUCGUAAAAAGAAAAAAGUAAAUACAUAUUAUGAAAAUAAUGAUGAUUAUUAUUAUUAUGAUGAAAAUUCAAAUGAAUAUUUUAACAACUUUAUGGAUAAUUAUAAUGAUGAUGGAUAUAAUAAUGGAGUAAACUUUGAAAACAAAUUAAUGAAUGAUAUGGAUUAUAUAGAUCCUGGAUAUGGAAAUAAAAAAUCUAAAAAAAAAUCAAAUAAUUAUAUGGAUUCUAGCAUGGUUGGUAAUAAUAAUGUGUCUGAAGUUGAGAGGAAGCAUCUUGAAGAUAUGGGUGGCAUGGGUAAUAAUGGUAUGGUUGGUAAUGAGAAUAAUGGAAUGAAAAAAGGAAAUGGUGGUGGUGAAGGUAAUUCAGAUAUAGAUAUAAAUUUAAUAAAACAAUCGUUGCCCAAAGGUAUAUAUUAUGAUCAUGCGAAAAAAUUAUAUAGAGUUCAAUAUAUUGUUAAUAAUUCAAUUAAGACUAAAGGUUUUAGUGUAAAGAAAUUAGGUUUAGCUGAAGCAAAACUUGAAGCAGAAUCUUUUCGAAACUUUUGUUUAGAGAAUGGUUUAUUAAAUUCACGUAAGAGACGAAUAAAUUCUCCUUAUAAUAAUAAUAAAAAAGAUGAGAAGAAUUUUAAAAUGCUUAAAGAUGAUGAUGAGAUAUUGUCUAACUUAUUGUAUUUAUACAACUCAAAUGCCAAGGAUCAAGUUCUAUCUCCGUGA
Molecule: messenger RNA, 7842 nt
Organism: Plasmodium vinckei vinckei
Lineage: Eukaryota; Apicomplexa; Aconoidasida; Haemosporida; Plasmodiidae
Product: transcription factor with AP2 domain(s), putative
Exons: 1
Coding region: 1-7842 (2613 amino acids)
Biological process (GO): regulation of DNA-templated transcription
Molecular function (GO): DNA-binding transcription factor activity
Source: RefSeq, a predicted model, not a curated record